AUGCCUACUGGAGGAGGCAAGUCCUUGUGCUAUGCACUGCCUAGCGUCGUCAACAACAGCAUCACCAUUGUUGUGUCUCCUCUCAUUGCCUUGAUGGAGGAUCAGGUCAGUGCCAUGCAAGCCAAGGGCAUCCGAGCAGAGUAUUUGUCAUCAACAAGGACAGAGUAUGAGAAGCAAGCCAUCUUGGGCAGUCUUAAGUCUGAAGGCAAUUUUCCACAGCUUCUCUAUGUGACGCCAGAAAUGACACAGACAGAAAAGUUCAUGUUUAUUCUCACAUCAAUCUACGCCUCUGGUAGACUUGCACUGUUUGCAAUCGACGAGGCCCACUGCAUCAGCACAUGGGGUCACGACUUUCGUCCAUCAUACAGGAGACUGGCUGCCAUGAGGGACGCAUUUCCUCGGGUGCCGAUAAUGGCCUUGACGGCAACUGCCACCAAGAAGGUGCAGGAUGAAGUUGUCCAAGCCCUCAAGCUGCGCAAUCCCCAAAUCCUGAUUUCUAGCUUCAAUCGUCCAAACAUUCACUAUGAAGUUGUGUACACAGACGUGGAGCAGCAAGACAAGUACAAACUUCUCAUUGAUAUGGUACAGAGGCCGGAUAGCGGCCCCACCUGCACCAUAGUAUACUGCCUGAAGCAGUCCACGACUGCAGAGCUGGCAGCCAGGCUACAGGGUGCAGGCAUUGCAUCAAGGGCCUACCAUGCUGGUUUGCCAGCAGUGGACCGCAGCCGCAUAUUGGAGGAGUUCUUGGAUGGGCGCAUUGUGGUGGUGGCUGCAACUGUUGCUUUUGGAAUGGGGAUCAACAAGGCUGAUGUCCGCAUGGUUGUUCAUUUCAACGUUCCCAAAUCGCUGGACGCCUUGUAUCAGGAAUCGGGCCGUGCAGGUCGAGAUGGGCUUCCAUCGCGCAAUGUCAUCUUCUAUAGUCUUGACGACCGACGGCUCAUAGAAUUUGUUCUGGAGAAGGAAGCCAAGAAAUCAAAAAGAAUUGCAAAUCACACGGAGGAGAGCCGUGUCCAAGCAGCCUUUGGCAAGGUGGUAGACUAUUGCAUGGCGCCGUGCUGCCGGCGCCAUAAACUGCUGGCCCAUUUUGACGAAAUGCUGCAGCCAUCGCGUUGUGGCGGGUGCUGCGACUUCUGCAGAAACCCGGCUGGAGUCCAGUCACGGAUCAAUAGUGUCAGGGAAGUUGCUUUUGAUGCAAAUUUGAGGCGGCAAGGAGGGCAGUGGGCUCGAAUGGAUGAUGAAAGUGAGGAUGGAUAUGCUGGGGACAUGGUAGGAAACCAUGCAGACAUGGAGCUGCAAUGCUCUCAGAGCAGCGAAGAUCGCAUUGCUGAGCCUGGUGAGGAAUUUGCCCAAUCCGUGUCGAAGUCAAGGAUGGUCGGCACAUCAGAUACCAAGUUCUUUGAACGGAUGGAGCGUGCAGAGCAGUCGUUCUAUGCUGCAGAGCCCUCGUCAAAGGGCAGUGCCACCGACAGGUUGUUGUCAAGAAUGCAGACGGCCCCUGCGAGAUCCUCAGUGGGGAAGACAAAACCAGUGGCAUCUGCAGAUAUGAGAGACAAGGCGGUAAAGAAGAUCGCAGAGUAUCUAGAGCAAAAUGUGGCCGUGAAGGUGACAUCUCAGCAGGCCAUCAAGAUGGCCGAAGCCAUGGAGGCAGAGGAGUUUCAAGGGGCCUCAACUGGGACGGUGUACAGGUCCAGCAUAGGGGGCAAACUUCGCAUUGCGUCCCACACGGAAGAUAUGUCAAAGCUGCCAAUGCUAAACACCAUGCAGCUGCGUGAAGAACCACAAGACAGUCCAGGGAACUAA
Molecule: messenger RNA, 1800 nt
Organism: Ostreobium quekettii
Lineage: Eukaryota; Viridiplantae; Chlorophyta; Ulvophyceae; Bryopsidales; Ostreobiaceae
Source: the annotation of a GenBank genome assembly